GCUCCCAAACUAGCCAUAAGGACACUAAACCCUAUCGUGGAAACUACUGCGCCUGUUCUACUUUCCCUUGCCCACCGGCAACGACCAACACCUUACUUCCGGGAAAAACAGUAAAGCAGGAGACGUGAUUGACUUUGGAUUGAUAGUUGGAAUCUGGACCUCGUUUUAGUAGUCUGCCAAAACAAGGCGUUGAUCGUGCUGAUCGAGUAGUCCCCAUGGGUGACACGGUGAACAUGCAGUGGGUAUUUCUGGUGAUGGGAGUUUCUUUCGCCACCGUUAGCACUUCCCUGCAAGCUGCCCAAAUUCCUGGCCCUCUCCCUGCAAUCUUUCAUUGGUUCUACCUGGCAGUGGAGCUGGCCUUUUUGGCUGUUUUAGUAUCUAGUUACCUACAACGCCCUUACCCCAAUGCUUCUCGUCUCAUUCAGCACCUUGCAGUCCUCUUUGGCGCUGUUGCCUUUAUACUGGCCAUCUCGGCGCCUCUCCUCCACCCCCUACUGAAGCCGUUGUCCUACAAGCUCUUUCUCAUUGCUUUUCUCAUAAUAAUCCUUGCCAAUCGUUACAUUAGUUUCUGGGCUUAACAUAACAUGGUGUUGAUCGUUUUCCUGCUUUGAUGACUCAAGAAUUGUCCGACCAAGUUAAGAUCUGCCUUUUCACUUUCAAAAUUCUGAGUUUUUCUGUGAAGAAGUGUUGUUGUAUUAUAUGCAUUCUACAACGAAACAGGGCAAACAGAGACGAUUGUGGUGAUGGUGGUGUUGUUGGAAAUAUAUGUUGAUCGUGUAUUUUGUUUGAUAACCAGUACUAUAAUCUUCUGAAAUGAAAUGAUGUUUUAUGAUUCCUGUGUUUA
Coffea eugenioides is the source of this 844-nucleotide messenger RNA. RefSeq lists its product as uncharacterized. Bases 216 to 578 code for a protein of 120 amino acids. The transcript has 3 exons. The record is from RefSeq and is a predicted model, not a curated record. NCBI's taxonomy places the organism in Eukaryota, Viridiplantae, Streptophyta, Magnoliopsida, Gentianales, Rubiaceae.